Messenger RNA from Molossus molossus (Pallas's mastiff bat), 1620 nucleotides. Its product is annotated as glycerophosphodiester phosphodiesterase domain-containing protein 4-like. The record is from RefSeq and is a predicted model, not a curated record. Gene Ontology annotation, biological process: lipid metabolic process. Gene Ontology annotation, molecular function: glycerophosphodiester phosphodiesterase activity. NCBI's taxonomy places the organism in Eukaryota, Metazoa, Chordata, Mammalia, Chiroptera, Molossidae. The coding region runs from base 1 to 1620 and encodes 539 amino acids. Gene Ontology annotation, cellular component: membrane. The transcript has 15 exons.
AUGGAGAAGAGGGUUGUUUAUCUAGUUACAGGAUACUGGUACUUCUGGUCUCUUCUUUUGCUGAGUUUAUUUGGAAUCCUCUUUGCCUACACUUCGUUGCUGGUGAUACUUGGAUUUUUGUUGGUUUGGGAAGGGUAUGAACUGUACCUGCACUGGAAUCAUAAGAUUCUGAUUGUGCUAGUGAUUCUGAUAUGCACAUUUUUCAUGGCGGUUUUAUGCAUUUACUGGAAUGACAGGUGGCUGACAUUUGGGCUCUCACUGAAGGUCUUUGCUCCCUACCUGCACCUGAGCUGCAUAACCAUGAUGGUUCUCCUUUCCUAUCCCGUGGCCUUCUAUUUGGUCACUUUGGAACAAGAAGCUAUAUUCAGAAGAGACAAGAUUACACAUCAUAAGAGAAAGAGAAGCAAGAUAUUUUCUAGACUCACAAAGCUGAGAGCUGCACAAGUGGCUAUUGGAUUGCCUUUUUUCUUUAUCCUUUUAUGUCUGUGUGUGGUGCCAUGGGGAUAUUAUUCUCCCUGCCUUGUGGAGAAGAAUAAAUUGGGACCCAAACCAGACCUCUUUGGACAUAGAGGUGCACCCAUGCUGGCACCUGAGAACACCAUAAUGUCCUUUGAGAAAGCUGUUGAAAACAGGGCCUUUGGACUGGAGACUGAUAUAUACAUAAGUAUUGAUGGGGUGCCUUUUCUCAUGCAUGACCAUGACCUGAGAAGAACAACCAAUAUCAUGGAGGUCAUGCCAAAUUCAUCCCGCAUACAAAGUUCCUUCUUCUAUUGGAGUUUCUUGUCAACUCUGAAUGCUGGCAAAUGGUUUGUAGACUCAUGGCGCCAACCAUUUCACAAUAUGAAACCCUUAUCAGAGGCAGAUAAAGAAAAAGCAAGAAAGCAGAUGAUUCCGAAACUAAGUGAUUUAUUGAAAAUUGCAAAGCAGGCGAAAAAAUACGUGAUAUUUGAUCUUAAUGGCCCUCCACCAAAACAUCCUUUCAGAAACACAUAUGUACGCCAUGUAGUAAAAGUGAUACUUGACACUAAAAUUGAGCAACAUCUGAUUUAUUGGUUGCCUGGUUUUGACAGGGAUUAUGUCAAACAGAAAGCUCCUGGUUUUCAACAGGUGGGCCGGUUAAGCCCCGUUGAAGAACUUAGAAGAGAAAAUAUCAGUAUAAUAAAUGUUGACUACAAGAGGUUAUUUCACAAUGGGUUGAGAGAUUAUAAAGCAGCUGACAUCACCAUCAACUUGUAUAUCGUCAAUAAGCCUUGGGUCUUCUCACUGGCCUGGUGCUCCAGGAUUCACUCAGUGACCACAGAUAACAUUGAGCUUCUGAGGCAGAUAGAUUACCCUUACUACUUCAUGGUGCCAAGUUACUACAGGAUCAUGUGGCUUUUCCUGGAUAUUCUUACUGUAGUUUUCAUUUUUGCCAUAUUUUGUUUUCACUGGUGGAGAGAGAACCAAAUAGAAAAAGUCUUUGAAAGCAGCAGCAGUUACACAGACACUGAAAGUAUAAGCCUCAAAAGGAGAAAAAGUGAGAAAGCAGAAACUUUUAGUAUGACUGUAGAGCCUCUGCCCCAAGCUGGGGAAAGUCCUCAGACUCCAGUAGCCCCCGCCCCUGAUCUAACCAGAGCAUAA